CAACGACUUGCCCUCGCUUGGAAAAACGCCCCACCUCCCCACCAGCAGCCUUAUAAUUACUUCCCACCCACCAAGUACAUCCUCCUGCCCGCUGGACGGACGCACGGACGGACGGACGGACCGCGAUUCUUGCCCCAUACACCCUCUUUUGGCCACCAGAAAACCCCGUGUGUCCUUUCCAGCUCGCCCGUCGAAAACGCCAACAACAGCGGGCAUCACACACCCAUCACACAGGAUACGGAAUGGAGGACUUUCUGGACACCGAAUACAAGCCUUCGCAGGCCACUCUAGCAAAAUACCAGAGCUACAACCCCUACUCUCCGGGUGGGAACGAGGCCGACCCCAAAUGGCCGCCAUAUCAAGAUACUAACCAACGCGAAAGGGAAACGAACCCUCUAGCUUUCAGCGACUUUUCCACUCACGAGCACCUACGAAAUGACAGCGACUUCUUUGACUGGCACAACGAAGCGCCCGACCAUGAUGCGGAACCGAUACAAGAACAUAUCAUCGCCAACGUCGCACCAGCAGUCGAAAGCGCUUUCGCCCAACGCCACCAGUCCGUCAGCGUAAACCUCUUCUCCCAUGGCACCCUCCCCCUCUCCACAAACGCAGAAGCCGACGACGACAGCGACCUCUUUCAAUCCACCCCAUCAACCACCCGAGAAAACCACCGCCCAACUGGCCUCCCCAAAGACGUCAUAACCUUCCCCAUGAUCGAUUUCUACCUCCGCUUUAUCACACAUGACCUCACUCCAGAAACUCCUUACACGCAUCUGCAGGCCAAAUGCGUGCAGUAUAUGGCCAUGAGUCGUGUGGCUGAAAGGGAUCUGUGGAUCUCGAGGGAUUGGAAUACGGUGCAUAUGACGAGUCGGGGUUUUAGGGUGUUGCAGGAUUUGACGAUUAUGCGGAGAGUCACAUGGGCUGUUACGAGGAUUCAGGAAUUCUGGAGGAGAAGAAACAGGAGGGUGACGGUCAGGAAUCCACCGCAGGAGGAUCGCGAUGUUUUCGCACCGGAGACUGAAACGCGAGAGAACCAUCUCGCAGACGGGCAACCGGAAAUCGCCGUGGAAUACGCAGAUUCCGACGGCGGGUCCUUCGGCGGUUCAUUCGGCGAACUAGAAAACGACGAAGAGACCCGCGUAACACUCCAACGUCGCCGCACAAACGAUUUCGACCGCUCAACGCACUUCAACACCGUCGAGCGCCUCCCCCAACCCACAUCCCCACUACCCCCCACCAUCCCAACUCUAACCCGCCACCAACGCUCCCACCACCUCAAACGCCUCUGGCAAAUCUCCACCUCCUACACCUCCAUCCUGCACGCCCAAGACGCAAUCGGCUUCCAACGUAACGACCGCGGCCCCUCCGAACCCGAACUCAAAUUCAUGGACCUCCUCAACGCCGACGAGACCUACCAAACAUCCAAAGACGUCCUCGACAUGGACCUCAAUGAAGACGAAGACGACGAUGAUAGAUAUUUCGGAGAUAUGGAGAAUAAGGGCACCGUGAAGGUUUAUAAGGAUUACUCCCCGCAGGUCGUGAGGUGGAUUCGCGAGACCUUAUCCCAACAGGAGGGGGAGGAUACCGCCGCGUAUUACCACCACCCCUCCCACGCCAGCACCGACCUCAUAACUCUCCUCCGCUCCGGGGACAUCCUGAUCCGGCUCUCUACGACCCUGUUCCCAUCCACACCCUGCCACCUCCUCACGCAACCAUCAACACACACGAUCCAUAAACUCGUCUUCUUUUUGGAGUUGGCGAAAUUGGUGGGUGUGGAAUCCGGGGAUCUUUUUUCGGUGUGGGAUAUUCUGAUUGAUGCAGGGUUAGAGGGGCGGGGGAAGGGUGGGAGUGGGGGGAGGGCGGUGAGUUGUAAGGUGCUAAAGACGGUGUUGUUAUUUGAGAAGUGUGCGAGGGGCAUGGGAGGAAAGGGGGUCGAGUUGGUUUUGGAGGAUGUGGGAGCUGAGGAGGAGGUGGUGGAACCGGAGGUGGUGGAAAACGUACCCGGAAACGCCGAUAUCACGGAUAGCGAUAAUGCAGAUCGACAAUUGCAGCAAUCGGUCAUAACGAGCAACGAUCCGCCCUCGCCAACCUCGCCCACCCACCUCCAGAAAAACCACUCCAGCGACUCCCUCUACAAUAUGUACGCCUCCAAUCGGUCGUCCACCGUCGCCAUCCCACACCCCACCAGCGCGCUCCCUCACGACUCAUCAUCCGAAGACGACGACACAACAACAGAAGCCUCUUUCGUCACCGCUGGCGAAGGUUAUACCACCGAGGAUGAUUUCAAAUCCAUGAGGAGUCGGCUGUCGUCCGAUGAGGAGGAUGACGAUAAUGACGAUAGUCUUGUUGCGCCGUUGGAUGAUCUCAAGUGGAAUUUGGGCGGUGGGGCUAUGGGUGGGGAUUUGGCGCGGCCGGACCAGGAUCACGGGAAUGGCAGUGAGGGAGAUGAUGACGAGUCCGUUAUGUCUGACGAGAGUGAUGUUACUGUGAGAGGGGUGGAUGCGAGAGACGGGGCUGUGGCGGAGGCGAAGACUGGCGAUGCUGUGGAGGUGAGGCGGACUGCUUACGGGGUCGAUAGCGACGACCACGACGGACACACGUUCGAGGAAAGCGCCACCACCACACUCCCCCAUGACGACGAAAUUCCGAAACAGGACGAGGAGUCGACACCCUUGUUGAGCCCGACUGGAUCGAUCCAGUCGGAUGAGACGGCCGUGGUGGGUGAUGAGGCCCCAGUACCAGCCGCGGAGACGACAGCGACACCGUCACAUAGCAUAGAACAGGAACCCGAACACUGGCGGUCCCUCCCCCCCAUCGCCCCCCUCCCGCCCUACCGAACCCAAGGCCUCUCUACCCCCCGCACCUCCCCCCGCGACGAAACUUCACACCCGCCGACCCUCCCACCCCCAUCCACCCCCCAACCGCGCCCACAUUUCGUCUCCCCACCCCGAUCCCGAGCCGUCCCGGACCGCGCGAUGGCCCGCCCGGUGUCCUUCGUGGCGUCGAGGGGCGGGAAGGGCGCGACGAGUGUGUUGUUGGAAUUGGCGGGGGAGUUUGGGUAUGAUGAGAUAGAUGAGGAGGAGGGAGAUGACGAUAAGGAUGCGCAACAAGCGCACAAACAACAGCAGCCUGAGGAGGAGGCGCAGAAGCCACAACAGCAACGACGCUCCGACGACCCGGCGGGGACGAAUCGGAACAGCAGCGUGCGGAUCUCCCAAUUCAUCGACUCGCACCACCCCGACCCGAUGAAACGCACCAGCACCCCCCGUCUGUCCCAAUUCAUCGACGCGGAUCCCAUGAAACGCACCAACAGCGUGCGGAUCUCGCAGUUCGUGGAACUCCCCACCUUCCCGAAACUCCCGGCUGCGGAUGGGUCCUUACCCCGCCCGGAUGUCGCCAGCAACGUGCCGCCGGGGAUACAUCUCAUACCCCCGACACCGCCGAGUAAGACCGGGGAUGCGCGCAACACAGGUGCAGAGAGACCGGAUGGUGGUGCAUAUGGACCGGGCCCCACUCCGCCCCUUUCGCCCAACCGAUAUGGUGGGGAGGAUAUGGGACGAGCGGGGUUGAGGCGGUUGGAGGUGCAUGUGCCGUUUGUGCCGCCGCCGAUGUCGCCGAGGAGUCCGGUGUCGCCGGUGGGGGCGGAGGCGGGGAAGAGGGGGAAGCUGCCGCAGGGGCAGCGCCGGCCUUCGCAGGAGAUGGGCAAGACGCAGCAGCUGCCCCAGCACCUGCGUCAGUUACCUCAGCGGGACCAAGAGCAGCGUGAGCGGCAUGUUCUGCAACCUCAGCACAUGCAUCAGCCGCCUCGAGAGCCUCAGCAAGACCUGCAGCAGCGCGAGCGGCACAUGCAGCAACCUCAGCACUCGCAUAAAUCACCUCGAGAGCCUCAGCAAGACCUGCAGCAGCGCGAGCAGCACAUGCAGCAACACCAGCACCCUCAUCAACCAUCUCAGCAGCCUCACCAAGACCGUCAGCAGCCGCCACAGCAGCAACCUCAGCAUCCGCAACAACCACGAAAAUUAUCCAACCCACCACCACGCCUAGAAAUCCCAGGCAGCAACAAGCCCAACCCAGCUCCGUCGACAAACCGCGAAACAGUCCCACCACCCUCCCCAUCCCACGUCGUGAACAGGUACAGCCUCACGCCUCUCCCACCUGUAACCGUGCCAUUCGCGCAGACCUCGGCCUCGAGAAGCCCAGCGCCGACCGCGGCGUUGCCUUCCCCGCCGCCUGUGGAUGUGCGGCAGAGGAAAGGGAGUGUUACGGGACGGGGUGAGAGUGGGGAGGUUGGUGGAAGACGAGGGAAUGCGCAGGGGAAGAAGAGGGAGGCGGGGGUUGCGAAGAUGUUGUUGAGUGAGUCAAACUUCGUCUACGACCUAACCCUCGCCGCCGAAUUCCUCGAAUACCUCACGCACACCACCCCAACGCCCACCCCACUGACCUCCCACUACACGCGCGUGCACGCCGUCGUUCUCGACAUGCUCGCCAUCCACCGCGCCCUCCUCGACGCCCUCCGCCAUGCCGCCCUCUCCUCCUCCCCAACGCAGUCAACCUCACCGAAGCAAAAUACAAACGCCCUGGGCCAGGCCGUGCUUAGAUUCGCGACGGCGGCUAUCCCCGUCUACUCGAGCUACGCCGUGGCCAUGCGGGACCAGCAGCUAGCGUUCGACACGGGCAACGUGGCCCUUCCCCCGGCCGUGAUGCAGAAUUUCCUGGGGAUCGUGAAAGGCUUCAAGGGCCUGCCGGCACAAUGGAUCGACGGCCUCACCAGCGUGCCUGGCACCGACGGGGACGGGGAGGAGGCGUGGGCGAGGGCGUGCAAGAAGGUGUUUGCGAUCCCUGUGAUUCGGUUGGGGCAUCUGGCGCGGAUGAUGAGGGAGAUUGCUCCGGUGCCGGUGCCGGCGGCCGUGCAGAGUGGGGGCGCGCCGACGCCGAGACAGUCGCUUGGUGCGAGUAUCCCGCCCGAAGUGCUGGCGGCGUUGAAGUUGCAGGGGUGUGCGAGGGCGAUUGAGGCCGCUGCUGGUAAGGCUGCUGGUGUGAGUGGGUGAAUUGGUUGGCUCUGCUCUGGACAAGUAGACAACGGGAUAUACUCCCUCACGGCGUAUCACGGUAUAUAGUCUACGAUGGACUUUGACUGGUAUAUUUUACACCAACCCCUCCUCAUAGCGCUGAAUGUUCUUCAUUGCUACGUACAUAGACCCCCUUAGAGAUAGAUACCCCAUCCUCGUGUAUAUUGGCCUGCACAUUUGUCUCCGUGUCAAUGGAAAUGGGAGCUGGAUCUCCUACAACUUCGAUCGAGUUCAC
Molecule: messenger RNA, 5304 nt
Organism: Fimicolochytrium jonesii
Lineage: Eukaryota; Fungi; Chytridiomycota; Chytridiomycetes; Spizellomycetales; Powellomycetaceae
Exons: 2
Coding region: 243-5048 (1601 amino acids)
Source: RefSeq, a predicted model, not a curated record